UGCAGCCGACCAAUGUUGGCAGUGCAAUAAAGGCAUCAGACAAUUGAUUAUUGCGACGCAUGCCGAAGAGGGAGGAUAUUCAACAGAAAACUAGUUUGUGGCGUUGCGUUGCAGAAAAUAGGCAGCAACAACAAAUACAACAACAACGAGAACGGCAAUUUGUGUCCAGCAGUAACGGGAGUUGUUCUUGUCACACGAAAAAAAGUGUACCUUCAGGCAUCUCGAUAAUCCAGCAUGGCCGACCCCGAAAGGCAGAGCUUGAUCAACAAUGAUGAUUCGAUCAUGUACACGUCGUCAGCUGCCGUCGACGAGGGUGCCGAGAAUCCUGGCAGCAGCACAGCCGCAGCCCCAAAUGAGGAUGGCAAUGGGGCACCGACGGCAGUGCCUUGUAUUGGACCAGAUGAGCUGCCACCACCCUAUCAGCAGAGCAGCAACACUGGAGGUGUGCCAAUGGUCACCUGUCGGGUGUGUCAGCACAUGAUUGACAUCACCGCGAAGAGGGAGCAGCAUGUGGUCAAGUGCACCCAUUGCAAUGAGGCAACUCCCAUUAGGAAUGCUCCGCCGGGCAAGAAGUACGUACGUUGCCCAUGCAAUUGCCUGUUAAUCUGCAAGAGCUCGUCGCAGCGCAUCGCUUGUCCACGACCCAAUUGCAAGCGAAUCAUUAAUUUGGCCCCAAGUCCCGUCACCCCACCCGUGCCAACCAUGCCGGGCAUGUGUCGUGUCAUCUGUGGUCACUGUUCGGACACGUUUUUGUUCAACACCUAUCACAAUGCCCUGGCCCGCUGUCCACAUUGCAGAAAGGUCUCCUCGGUGGGUUCGCGCUUCGCCAACAGCCGCGGCCUUAUGUUUGCCAUUGUGGCGCUGCUGUUCCUUGUGGCGGGCAUUGCCGUGACCAUCGGCACAAUCUCGUAUGCAUCGGCUCACGGCGGCAUGUAUAUUCUCUAUGUGGCAUUGUUUGUAAUCGCGGCGAGCAUGUUGGCCCGAUCCGCGUACUAUUUCCGCCUUAAAGUGAGCGCCAUUGAUGGGCCCAUGUAAGAGUCGCGUUUGCGGUGAAAGAACAAAAGUGCAUUGUUUUAUUUUUAUAUAUGUAUAUACACAUAUAUAUAUUAUGCAUAUAUAUCAUUCCUUUUGAUAUUAAAUGUAACCCGCAAUCUAAACAAACAAACAAGCAGCCCAUAGCAGACGAAACAAUGAACAUUUCACCAGGAGGAGCACUUCACUUUCCCAGCCCCAAAAGGAGUCAUAAUGUUGAACAAAUAUAAUGAACAGCUAGCUAAAUUAUCUGAGAAGAAGAAAUCAGCCAGAAAAAUAUAAUGUGAUUUCCAAAAGCAUAUUUAGGACAUUAGGACGCGUAACUAACAAAAAACUAUUGAAUAUAUAGUAAAAGCGAAAUAUUUCCAAAGUAAAAGUCAAGUGCUAAAAGGGGAAAACCCACAAAGAGAACUAUAGGCAGUCAUUAGUUAGUAGAUCAUUGGGAAACACACACACAAAAAAUAUUUUAAAAUCUUAUAUCUCAAAUUUUUAAAGUUCUCGGUACUCAGUUUUUAAAGUGCUACUUCGCUUUUAGUAAAACUUCUCAUUCGUUUUCUUUGGUGUACAGUUGUGUUAAUUGAUUGUAAAUUUGUGUUUCUUGUUUUGUGCGUGUCCCCCCAGCAAUUACUUGUUUCGGUAUUUAUUCGCUAGAACUCAUAAAACACACGAAGCGCUUUGAUCUAUUUUGUGGCCUCCUCUUCUGCUAAGAAUUUAAUCAAAUGCACUUUUUCUCGGAAGCAAAGAGUUCUUUUUUGUUUGUUUUUAGGCAUUAAAGAUACUGCUAAUGAAGGUACAUACACCCACACACGCCCACAUUUAUAUACAUACAUAAUUAUAAUUAUAAUAAACGAAACAUAAAUCUUCUUGAAAAUACAAAAAACACAAAGAACAAGCAACGCAACGUGCAGCAACAACAAUUUAGACAGCAAAAUGCUAAACUGCGA
Drosophila guanche is the source of this 1976-nucleotide messenger RNA. RefSeq names its product type I phosphatidylinositol 4,5-bisphosphate 4-phosphatase-A. Gene Ontology annotation, cellular component: late endosome membrane; lysosomal membrane; phagocytic vesicle membrane. The record is from RefSeq and is a predicted model, not a curated record. The transcript has 6 exons. Gene Ontology annotation, biological process: phosphatidylinositol dephosphorylation. Lineage: Eukaryota; Metazoa; Arthropoda; Insecta; Diptera; Drosophilidae. Gene Ontology annotation, molecular function: phosphatidylinositol-4,5-bisphosphate 4-phosphatase activity. The coding region runs from base 235 to 1035 and encodes 266 amino acids.